This is a messenger RNA of Morchella importuna, 2544 nucleotides long. RefSeq lists its product as uncharacterized. The transcript has 4 exons. Lineage: Eukaryota; Fungi; Ascomycota; Pezizomycetes; Pezizales; Morchellaceae. The record is from RefSeq and is a predicted model, not a curated record. Bases 1 to 2544 code for a protein of 847 amino acids. Gene Ontology annotation, biological process: protein phosphorylation. Gene Ontology annotation, molecular function: protein kinase activity; ATP binding.
AUGACCGGUUUUCAUGUAAGGCAACUUCAUGAUGCGCUACGAAACAUCGUCGUCAAGAACGCUGCAUGGCGAGAGUUCAUACCCGAGGGGGAAUUCAACAAGUUGAUGACACCGGAGACUAUAAAGCGCGUAUUUAACGAGAUUGUUCAUGAUAACUUACAGCCCAACCGUGAGCAGUCAGAUCCAGAACCAAUACGACUCUCUAGCCCGCCACACCGGCCGGAAGGCCGGAAGCGAAGUUCGUUUCAUUUCAUCGACUAUAAGAGGCUUCCAGAUGUCUAUGAUAACCGGAAAAUUCUUGCACUUUUGGUGUUUAUUGGGAGGGAGAAAUAUAUCAUGAGCUUCCUGAACCGCGGACGUGGAGAUAUGAGCCUCCCGCUCUCUCCAAGCCAGCUGAGGAAUAUCGAUCCCCACCUCGAGAACUCUGAUUUCUUGGAUAAGCAAUAUUCUUUUCUCGCGAUCCGAUUCUAUAAGGGGGUAGAAAAGGAGUUUGGUGACCAGUGGAUACUACCAUUCAUCAAAGACCAGCCGAUAAAUAAAGCGAAGGGCGCAUUUGGAAAAAUAUACGAAGUCGAGAUCCACUCGGACUAUUAUGACUCCGACAUGGUUUCCUUCUGGAGAGGCGAAAAGCCUAUUUUCGCUCGCAAAGAGCUAGUGAUUGAUGACACCACGGACAGUAUGUUAUUCGAACUUGAAAAGAAUGCGUUGAAGAUUCUCCACUCAAGACAUCCAAAUAUCGUACCCUUAUUGGGAAGCUACAAAUACAAAGAUAAAUACAACUUUAUAUUUCCUCGAGCUGAUUGCGAUCUGGAUAUGUAUUUUCAAUGCGGAAUUCCUCCACAAACGCCUAGAGAGAUGUACGACCUUUUUACAGAGAUAUCAAAGCUCGUAUCGGCUUUAGAUACAAUCCACGAUUGUAAAAUUACUUUUGACUUGGACGAGGGCUAUGAUGUUUCCCAGAUUGGAUAUCAUAGAGAUCUCAAGCCAAAGAAUAUUUUGAAAAUGGGAGAUAUCUUCAUGAUCUCAGAUCUCGGCUUAGCUAUAUUCAAGGAACAGGGCCCUGUCUCAAAUACCGAAUGGAUAUUGGGAGAGUCUACAUAUUACGCACCAGAGUGCAAGGCAAAUGGUAAAGCUGGGCGUUUAUCGGAUAUCUGGUCACUGGGCUGUAUAUUCGGUGAAGUGGUAACAUUUGCACUUCGUGGGGCAACAGGUAUCCACGAAUUUUGGAAGAAGAGAAAACAGUCUUACGUCGAUGGCAUCAGCUUGGAUUAUUUUUAUAAAGAUGAUACAGUCUGCAAAGGUGUCCUAGAAUGGUUCGAUGAGUUAAGGCUACACGCGGAGCACGACCCAUUUAUUGUCGAAAUAUUGGGUCUUAUUGAAGAGAUGUUAACCCCGGCCCAACGACGCCCACGCGCCAAUGCCGUGGAUGAAAAGUUCUCACGUAUCUUAGAAAGAGAAAGGAGGAGAAAGGGUUACGAAGAACCCACCCCUAGGGCAGUCUUCACUGACCCCGGAGACCCGCGAGAUUCACGAGAACUCCGGAGCCCUCGCAAAGAAUUUGUCAUUAGCCGUGAUAUCACCGAGACUCCGGAGCAGAUCCAAGGUUAUCUUCCACCAACACCACCAGAUCAACCAAGUCCUGUCCAGCCGAUAGUGAGUCCCAUGCUGAGAAAUUUAAGUCAGGGGAAUCAAAGCCAAAGCCCAGAGAGAAAACACACCCUCAUGGUGAAUGGCCCGCGAAUUGAUGGGUCAGACUUGGGGGAGGAGCGUUCAUCGACACCUCAAGGUCUCUGCAUUUGCAAUCUUGACACACAAGACUCUAGAUACAGGGACCAACCGAAGACCACUGGGCCACCACCGCUUCUCUAUAAAGUACCUGGGUUCGUUAAAAAGAGUCUCAAAGGGAAAAACCCUUUCGGUUACUUGAAAGAAUUCGAUACAGUAUUUUUGAUCGACAACUCCGAGUCCAUGAGUAACCACUGGGAUGAUGUUGCGCUCGCCCUUUACCGAUUCAUUGACCUUGCAUCCCACUACGACACUGAUGGCGUAGAUCUUUAUUUUACCGACUCUGCAGUCUCCGUCACUAAAGCCAAAACGAAAAAAGUAUAUGAAACGUUUCAAUCGGUCAAACCUAUCGGGUCAUCGCCCUUAACCCUUCGUCUCGAAACAAUUCUCUUGAAUUACAUUGCUCAAUUCAAUACCGACCGAACAACUAAACGACUCAACCUCAUCGUUAUCACGAAUGGAGACAUGACAGCUAUCGAAAGCCCUAAUGAUCCUAUUAUCAAUUGUGCCCGGAAGCUAGACGAUAUCAUGGCGCCUGCACGUCAGGUUGGCGUUCAGUUUGCCCUGAUUGGAAGUGACGAGCAAGCUCGGGAAGUAUUCGGGGAGCUUGAUGAUGAUCUUUGGAGAAAACAUGGAGUGAGGGAUAUGGUGGAUACAACACCUUACGACCCGUAUAAGGAUGGUAGAGAUGACGAAACAUUGUUGAAGAUCAUGUGCGGUGCAGUCAAUAGAUUGCUAGACCAUCAUAAUCAGAGUUGA